This is a messenger RNA of Asparagus officinalis (garden asparagus), 1088 nucleotides long. Its product is annotated as light-harvesting complex-like protein 3 isotype 1, chloroplastic. The record is from RefSeq and is a predicted model, not a curated record. The transcript has 3 exons. Bases 133 to 861 code for a protein of 242 amino acids. Lineage: Eukaryota; Viridiplantae; Streptophyta; Magnoliopsida; Asparagales; Asparagaceae.
CUAUAAAUUUGCCUUCGCCACCCCCCCAUCUCAUUUUUCUGAGGUGGAGAAUUUCCCUCAACCCAAAAAACCCAGAUAACAGAGGAAACCCAUGUCAUAAUUUCCUCCAAUUUCCACUGAAAUUCAAUCUCAAUGGCCUUAUUCGCUCCCGCUCCUCCUCCUACCCUCUUCAAUUUAUCAUCAAAAUCCAAUCUUUGCUACAAACCUCAGCUCAGUUUGUUCCACAAGAAAUCCCCACCUCUGCUGAGGUCUGCUGCUGAUAAUGGAGCUGGGGUUGUAGUGGAGGAGAAAUUGGAGAAGGAGGAGGAAGAAACCCAAGAGACCAAUUUGGGUUUGGGGGAUAAUGGGGUUGCUUUGAAGGUAGAGGCUCCUCCUCCUUCUUUCAAAGAUCCUAGAUGGGUUAAGGGGACUUGGGAUUUGCAGCAGUUUCAGAAAAAUGGGAGCACUGAUUGGGAUGCUGUGAUUGAUGCUGAGGCCAGGAGAAGGAAAUGGCUGCAAGAUAAUCCCGAAUCAUCAAACAAUGAUGAUCCUGUAGUCUUUGAUUCAUCGAUAGUACCUUGGUGGGCAUGGACGAAAAGGUUUCAUCUCCCUGAAGCUGAAAGACUAAAUGGGAGGGCUGCAAUGAUCGGCUUUUUCAUGGCCUAUUUUGUGGAUAGCUUAACCGGCGUAGGCCUCGUUGAUCAGAUGGGAAACUUUUUCUGCAAGACUCUAUUAUUCGUCGCGGUUGCAGGAGUACUGCUAAUAAGAAAGAAUGAAGACAUUGAGACCCUGAAGAAGAUCUUUGAUGAAACAACUUUCUAUGAUAAGCAGUGGCAAGCAAGUUGGCAAGAGGAUGGAUCAACUGGUGCUAAAACCAAAUAGAAGUUUAUGUAUGGAUCAUUUUAUUAAUGUUUUUCGCCCUAGUAUUCUCUUUUUUUUUUUUGCCCCCCACCUUCAGUAGAUGUAUCUUUUGCAAGUGUUAUGUCGUUCUGCAUGGCUGUUUUAGUUUAGCAGUCUGUAACUUCUUGAAUAGGGAAGAACUGGAUGCUUGUUAUCAUGUUAUAUCCUUGUUUUAAUUUGUAUUCUUUUAUUAUAUGACCUGUUUAUGA